UCGACAAGUUGGUGAGCAUCCUGGAGCUGCGAUGUCUGACAACACACAGGUCAGUGUGCGGCGGGUGUUCGGGGACCUGACAAACGUCCUCGGCAAGCGGCCAGCGCCAUCUGACCUGGAGAAGAACCCAGGCGGAGCCAAGAUCAGCCGGGUCGAGAAGGCCGUCGACCCUAGGAGAGAGCCUGAAACUGCAAAGGCCAGCGGCGGGGCGUCAGGGAACAUCGUCGAAGUACCGGUGGAUGGCGUCGGCAAAGGGGAUCUCGCGAGGGCUUCGAUCUUCCGCGGGGCUAAGGUCCAGCACAUGGCUGCGCAGGCAGCUGGGCUGCUGUCCAAGGCGGAUGGUGGCGCGAGGAAUCGUUCUGCGCCCUUGGAUUUCUCCAGUGUCAAUGACAGGGAGGAGUCCUCGCUGGAGUCAGAGGGUGGCUGCGAAGAGGAAGAUGACGAUGACACCGAUAGCGAGUUGCUGCCGUAUGCCAGCGAGAUCAGUAAAAUUGGAACUAAUGAUAGGGCGAACGAGGGUGAGUGUCUCACUCAAGAGGAGAUGGCUGUAUCAUCGGGAAAUCAGAACCCACGGUCUUCAUCUCGUGUUACAGCUCGUGAUGACAUUCCAUGUGCUAAUGCCCAGCAUCCUCCAAUGGGGGCUGGCGGCUUGGAUGAACCGUGUGCCACAAAGUCGUGCACAUGCUCUUUCUGCCUUAAGGCUGCUUUUAUGUGGACUGAUCUCCAUUAUCAGGAUGCAAGAAGUCGGCUUGGUGCAUUGAAGAAGAGCAUAAAGUUUGCAAGGUCGCUAGAGGCAAAAAGGCAAGGAAAUGAAUUUCCUUUCAAUGCAGGCGGAUACUCAAAAAGAGCUGCAGAGAUGGGAUUCAUACUAUCUCAGCAACAGAGAUCACUCUUUCUUCAUACAGAAAAUGCCCUUGUCCGUGAGUCUGCACAGCUUCAUUCAGCUGUUGUGAAGUUGAAGGACUUGAGAGACAACUGCAAGACAGACCUGAAGAUUUGAUCAUCAAUUCUUUGUUGGGAAAACAAGCCCUUCAUGGUUGUGCUGCUGAACUUGUCGCCCUGAGAUGUAGUAGGAUAAGCUGGAUCUGUUUGAAUUAAGGUGUGUAUGGUGUCUGGUUUCAACUAGGAAAUUAGGGGCUUGUCAGUUAAGAAGUUUGGCCGUAGUGCUUACUCCUAUCUAGAGACAUUGACCAGCAGCUUAGGCUCUAAAGAUCAUCGGAGGAGAUGCUUUUGUAAAAAUCUUAAUUGGCAGUAGUUCAGUUGGGAACUGUAGGUUUCUGACAGGAGUCCUCUCUGUAGUUCCUGCUCCCCAAAGAUCCAAACAUGAAGGGAAAUAAUGUCGUUCGACUAGUUUUUGACGCUUGCUGUUGGUCUUACCACCAUUUCGUGCUGCAUCCUGUGAGAAUUGAAUAUUUUUUGAUUCUUCUGAUGUUGCUGUC
This is a messenger RNA of Lolium rigidum, 1439 nucleotides long. RefSeq lists its product as uncharacterized. The record is from RefSeq and is a predicted model, not a curated record. NCBI's taxonomy places the organism in Eukaryota, Viridiplantae, Streptophyta, Magnoliopsida, Poales, Poaceae. The transcript has 4 exons. The coding region runs from base 32 to 1000 and encodes 322 amino acids.